GCACACACACACACACACACGGAGAUUCACAGCCCAGGCACCCUCAAACAUACCCACACACACACCAGGCAGCCCAAUCCCCACACACAUGCAUGGGGAGACUCACAGCCCAGGCACCCCCAAACACACCCACACACACGUGGAUAGACACACAGGGACAUUGACUCUCUCACACACACAGACAUGAAAACUCACAGCCCAGGGACCCUCAAACACGCACGCAUACACACAGGAACUUACAAACACUCCCUCAGACCCUCACAAACCCUACCAGCUUGCCCCUCCGCUGCCCUGCCUCAGCCACUUACCGGCCUUCUGUUUCCCCCGGCCUGGAGCAAAGCCACUACCCUAUCUAGGCCACAUGAGCUGUCUCCUGCCUGUUCCCAGCCUUGGGCCCGGCACAGUCAGCCUUUUUUCUCCCGCCCCCUGCCUUGAGCCCAGUGUGGCUGCAGUUCGUAAAGCUCAAUCACCCCAGCCAGCAACCUGCAAACCUGCUAAAGAAAAAAGCCUGCAGCCGAUUAGCUCGGUUUAACAGCAAGGAAGAAGGUUGCCCCCUGGUGCUCUCUCCUCGAAUAUAUUGUGUUUGAAGGGGGAGAAAAGAAACGGAAGUGUGUUUGUCAGCAGCCGGAAAUGAAAUGACGACCAGGACAGAGCAAGUGGGCGGCGUAGGGGAGGAUCCAAAUAGAAAAAAGAGAGAAACAUUUACACGCACUGAAGUGGAUGCGGUUUUUCAAGCCACGAUCAACUCCUGUUUGCCUUUUCAUCUGUUCUGUCCUUUUCCCCUCACCGUCGUUGAAUCUUCGACACGAGCGAUAGGCUUAUUUGAUUGGAUAUAACAAGAUGGCAGCAACUCCAGCAGCGAGUGCUGUGGAUGUUCAAGCUCGAUUUGGCCACUCGGUGAAGGGACUACUGACCGAGAAAGUGACCACCUGCGGCACAGACGUCAUUGCCCUCACCAAACAGGUGCUGAAGGGUUCCCGGAGCGCCGAGUUCCUAGGACAGGCUGCCAGAAACAUGGUGAUGCAAGAGGAUGCUAUCCUGCACUCGGAAGAUAGUUUAAGAAAAAUGGCCAUUAUAACUACUCAUUUGCAGUACCAGCAGGAAGCUAUUCAGAAAAAUGUUGAACAGUCUUCAAAUCUGUGUGAUCAACUGAGCCACCUUCUGAAAUGAAAAGAAAAUGUUGUAUGUUAUUAAAGAACAGCUUGAAACUAAUGGAAGAAAACACGUCUCAGGACUUCUGGAGACACUUCCUGUGUUCCCUCUUCAGCAAAUGCACUAUGAGACUGACAAUGUCCAAAGUCAUCUGCUAGCUGUAAUGAUGCAAAAUGCACAUUGCUCAGUGUAUAAGACUCUGACCUGCUAAUGGGAGUAGCUGUUAAUGUUUUUCGUCACCAAUGUUGUCUUUAUAAAAGGCUAGCUAUUUUUCAUGUAUCUAAUUACAGACUGCAAUCCUAUUAUCUGUUUAGGAAUUUAGUUUCCCGAGGAUUUACACCUCUGUAAAUAAUAAAUCAAAUACAUCUUGUUUUACUUUUGAGCGCUUCAAAGGAUGACAUUCUUCUUUCAAACUAUAAAACCUCAGUCAAAUUAAAAUAUAGUGUGAAAUUCUUCAUUUUGCAGGGCUGAGGCAUAGUCUUGUCAUACUAAGCCGAGCACUAGAAAGUUGUUUGAAAUUGCUAUAUAUGCAAGUGGUUAUUUUGUGUAGGUGCAACCACCAUUUUGUACAGGAUUAUUCUUCAAGCAUGUCACCUCUAAUCCACCUGAAAAGUAGUUUGCAGUGAUGUGCAAAAAGCCUAAUCCCAUGUAUACUGGUUUUGGCAGAGAACCAGUCCGUGUAUUAUUUUCAGUAGUCACUGCACACAAUGAUUUUGCGCAUCCACAAAUGCACCAUUUGCCAGCUUAAUAACCCUAGUGAGCUAGAAAUGUUAAUAGUCACUAUUGUUCCUAAAUACUCUCACUUCUCUGAAAUCGACUGCAGAACUGAUGACUGGCAUUUUGCAUCCCUGAAAAUGAACAUCUACCUUCAUUAUUUAGGUACUUAAACAAAAGAGUUCUAUCUUCAAGGACUGGAACCCUUUUCUGGCUCACUCUCAUCUUAUUUAAUUCAUUAUUAUCUAUUUAUUUAUUUAUUAGAUUUAUAUCCCACCCUUUCUCCCAGUAGGAGCCCAUGGUGGCAAGUGUUUAAUGGGACUGAGCAUACUAAGAUGAAAUGUGACAACUUAUUUAGGUUUUCUUUAAAAUACUAACUUCAGCAGUUUGCAACAAAAUCCGUAUGCAUCAUUGUAUACAGGUGAUAACAGUUUAUUUUUAUUUUAUUUAUUUAAUUACAUUUCUAGACCGCCCUAUAGCAGAAAGCUCUCAGGGCGGUGUACAACAAAUAAAAUCACAAUUAAAAUUUUCUCAUUUAGGUGGCAAUCCUAUGCACAUUUUCCAGGGAAUAAUCCCCACUGGGCAUAUGAGACUUUACUUUUGAGUAAACAUGAUUAGGUUUGCACUUUUAAUUCCCUCCCUCUAUUUCUCAGUGCAGUUUUGAUUUCAUGAGAGUGAGCUGUGCUGAAACUACUUAAGUGCGCAUAUUUUCUUGCAGAAAGAGUCCUGGAAGAGAUCCCUUAAGUCUGUACAUCUGCUGUCAGUUUUGUCCUUGGACUACAUUCCUACACAUUCACUGUUAUGGCUCUUGAUUAAGCAGCCUUGGCUUCAUUAUGUAAUUCCCUAAAGAACCAGUAAUCUAUUCAGAUAUACAGCUGGAGAAGUACAUGUGAUAUCUUAUUUAUACAGUGCUGUGCACUGAGCCAAAUUAAAGCCAAUGGGAAACAGAACUGAUCUAUAAUAUGCAUUUUCUUUUUAUUAGUUUGUUUAUGCUUUAUUCCUUCACUUUUUAUCAAUGAAUCAUGAGUACCUUUCUCUGAACAAAGUAUUUUGUACACACAAUCACAUGUAAUACGUGUUAAGGUUGCUGUGCCUCUUGCUCUAUAUAAACAAGAACCAGUUAAAUAUAUAUCUGUGGAUAAUGGUGAUGCUGUUAUAUUUUGUGCAUGGUUAAAAUCAUUCCCUGUAUUUCUGAUGUUCAGAGAUGAGUGUUGUUAGCCAAAAUGAUACCACCCACUCACAAGAGGAAAAUAUCAGCAGACGUUUGGAAACUCCAAGGGUUGAAGAAAACGGCACAUUUUUAUGAAAAAAGGGGGGGAACCCUCCCCAAACAGCCCAAUGAGGACUCAGAGUGAGCAUGCUCAGUGGCCACAAGCUGGGGUUGGAAUGGAAAAUCAUGUGGGAGGGGAUUGAAUGGAAUAUUGUGGAGAAGGGCAUGGCUGACAGACUUGAAAAGUGAACAGGAACACUCCAUGUUACAAUUUGUUGCAAGUCCCAUUUGUAUUGUUUUUAAUACUGAUUGGUCCAUUCUUAUACAAUGAUUUAAUGGGUAAAGCAAACAAUAAUAAAAAGCUGUUUUGAAAUUAUUGUGAUAA
This is a messenger RNA of Rhineura floridana, 3461 nucleotides long. It is a transcript of the gene BORCS7, whose product is annotated as BLOC-1 related complex subunit 7. The record is from RefSeq and is a predicted model, not a curated record. Gene Ontology annotation, cellular component: BORC complex. The transcript is spliced from 6 exons. The coding region runs from base 841 to 1170 and encodes 109 amino acids. Lineage: Eukaryota; Metazoa; Chordata; Lepidosauria; Squamata; Rhineuridae.